AUUUUAAAACAUUGUAUUACAAUGUUGAUGUUCUCUUGAAGAUUUAUUUUUUUACCGUAUCCCCUUCGUGGCCCCCGAUAUUUGCAUAGGCCAUAAUGGCGGCCUCAUGUCCUCUAUGUGGAUUGUGGUAAUACCGACUAAUUUCACUCUUUUUCGCUAUGAAAUGUGCAAAUUUUGUGACGUUAAGACAAAGAAAUAUGAUGACUUGACAAUUCGAUCUCUUCGUUGGACCAGUACCAUGUCUGCAAGAUGACAAGCAAAGUACAUCAGUUCCUCAAUGAGUCCGGGGGCAGCAACUUCACCGAGUCCGCUAUCCGGCCCCCAGUGUACGGGGAGGAAAAUGAGCUGGUUUCGAAUGGAGGAGUCUCUACUCGGAGUAGCGGCUCACACAAAAGCCAGUUGUCGAACAAAAGUCAGACAUCCUCCAAGAGUAUGGGGUCCAACCGAGGAGAUUCUCCUGCUGUCACUCCCCGCCGUUCCAACAAAGACAAGUCCGCCCAGUCAAUGAGUGUAAGCUGCAUAGACGAUGACGAAAUGGCCCCACUAGGCUUCGAACCAGAGGGCAGCGCCUCAAGUUCGCCACCAUUCAAUGAAAAUAGUACUCCCUCUUUCAUGAAAUGGGCCGAAAAUUUGAAUUAUUUACUCGAGGAUUUACAAGGUGUUGAGCAGUUUCGAAACUUCCUGGACCAAGAAGGUCUUGGUUCAUAUGCAGUAGAAUUCUGGUUUGCUUGCCAGGGUCUGAAAAAGAAAAAUUCUGGCGAGAGUAUUGCAAAUGUGAUACGCGUGAUCCAUAAAAAGUAUAUUAAAUCUGAUAAACUGCCAUGUAUAAGUGAAGCUACCAAAAGGGAUAUACAUGAAAAGUUACAAAGACGUGUGGAUCUCAAUCGUGAUAUUUUCGAUGAGGCACAAACGGAAGUGGAACAAGACAUGAGGAAUAAUACUUAUCCAUUAUUUAUUAAGUCUGAUUUAUAUGUGCAAUAUGUCCAGAAGGGUGGGGAGAGUCCUAAAAGCAGUAACACGUCAAGUGGGUCCAUUACGCGACCAGUGUCUGUGGGACCUCUUCCCCCGCUUAUGGAGGACCAGGAACUUCAAACCAAUGGGACUCACCUGUCCUCCUCCGUAUGUGGACCCCCUAUUAGUGGUAAAUGUUCAAAUGUGUCAAGGUCAAGUCAAGGAGAAAGUUCUGGUGCUAAAAAACACUCCUCCGAAGCCUUCAGUAGUUUUCCUGUGCCGUUUGCACCACAGAGGUCUGUAGCCCACCCUUACCAUGUGUCGUAUGCGCCAGUAUCUGCCCAGGACAGUGAGAUUCAGAGUCUAUCCAGUGAUGCCUUGACCGACGACACGCGCUCAAUCGACAGCAGUGUCGACAAUGACAAAAUGUGGAAAAGGCAACGCAGGGCGAUGCGCAAACGGGCAGAACAAAAUCGGGAGAGCGGAAUUCAUCAACAAUUUAUACCUCGUACUCAGAGAGCACCAAAGGACUCCAAUAUUGCUGAAGUGAAUCCUAAAAAGUUUGCAGCCCUGCUGAUGGAGAAGCUGGAGCGAGUUUUGAAGGAGCGGGAGAAAGAGGAGAAACUUCAUGCCUCUAUGAGUAGGAUUUUAGAGUCCGACCUGGAGGAAGUGGAUAGAUCAAUGUUAAACAGGACUGUGGAUCGAUCCGUAGACCGACUUGAACGACUCGACAGGUCUAUAGACCGGUCAAUAGAUCGAUCCAUGGAUCGGUCAAUAGACAGAUUAGAUCGGUCACUUGACCGGUCGGCAAUGUUGAGGAAUACGUCCUCUGCUACCUCUAUGCCUUUAAUGACAUCUGCUGUGAUAAUGGACGACGACAAUCCGAAUAGCAUUUUGGAGGAUCAUGUGUCCCGAAUAUGGGAGAGCUCCGCUCAACAGACGCCCACUCGGUCGCCUGGACAACAGUCACCGUCACUAAAGAGGUCGGCAGCCGAUCGCAAGUCAUCGGCAAAUCCCAAUCAGACAAUGCCCUUGCCCAACACCUUGCCAUCUGCAGUGCACAACAAAUCAUUUCACAAGAAACGUCCAGACUAUCAUUCCUCGUUUGACAGUGGAAUGGGCGAGGAAAAACCUAACGUGGAAACACAUCGUCACAUUCACCAUCACCAUCAUCACCAUCAUUCGCGUGACCCUAAGUCCAAGACAUAUAUUGAAAUUGAGGCUCAGCAACAUGUGAGUUGUUGGCCGGGUGAUGCUAAUUCUAGUGCGCGUGGACAAGGGUCAGGAAAUAGUGAAACUACAGAUAGGGGUCGGACUACACGCCGUGCUAAUCGUAAACAUUCGGAUACAAGCAGCAACAUAGACAGUGGAAUAAGCAUGAUCGAGUCCAUAUCGCCGAUGGCUGUGCCAAACGCUAUGGAUCCGUCAACAGAAAAGGUUCUGAGCUGGAUGCGAGACAACUCCUGGGAUAGCGAACACGUCAGUAGCGGAGCGACUGGAAGCACGGAUACCGAACGUACGGGCGGGUCCCACAAGCGUUUCCGGUCUGGCACCGCCACUUCCACACCCACUCCCCACAAGCAAGGAUCAAACAAGAAGUCAACAGGGCAUGGCUCUAGUCGGUCAGCGUCGGUGGAGAGGACUGGAAUGUUGCAGCCCUGGACAGCGAUUGCUGGUCAGGCACUGCCCACACAGCCGUUCGUCCAGGACCCUUCAAUGCCCCUCCCAACUCCACCCAACACCACCGUGCAGCUGGAGGAAGCCAAGCGCAGGCUGGAGGAGUCGCAUAUUGUGCCCGUCAAGUCAAAAUCCUUCACUGGGGUUCCGUCUAAGGAGAAAAAGGGAGCCAUGUUCAUGUCGCAGAAUAUGUCGGCUGCACGACCCUCACUACCAACAACGCGCACUGUACCGAGCGACCUCGACCUUUCUGCUGCCGAAGCAACAGUUGCCAGUAAUUCAACUGAGAAGAAGGGCAGUAAGAAAUCCUCGUCCAGCAGUGCCAACACCUCCGGGUCCGCACCCUCUGGGGCCAACGCAUCCACCCCUGGUGCCACAGCAGAUGGAGGCGAGGUCAUCAUCGGCUAUUUCUUCUGCGGGGAGCCUAUUCCCUACCGCCAUACUGUACAUGGGACACACGUCACCCUAGCACAAUUCAAACACCUCAUUGGCCGCCGUGGCAACUUCAAGUUUUUCUUCAAGAGGUUGAGUAAUGAAUUCGAGAGUGAGGUUGUUUUCGAGGAAAUCCGCGAUGACAAUGAGAUGCUUCCAUUAUGGGAAGGAAAGGUUGUGGCCAAAGUGGAAAAAGUGGAUUAAAGACAUAGAGACAGAACAAACGGAGAACAAAAGUUUCGGACAACAGUUGAAAAUGACAGAAUAUAAAAAUUCACGACAUUUUGAUGUCCCAAGAAAAAUAGUUAAAUAUUAAAACAAGUUUGUAAUUAUGCAUGUAAAUAAGUAUGUAUAUAUAAAUACAUAUAUAUAUGUGUGUACAUGUGUGUAUGACUGUGACGUGGGAGGGAGAAAUGUCAAUAGGUAUGGGUGUGUAUGAUCAAACGAUAACUGCUGACUCAGGGGUAUUUGUUGGACUGCAGCUGGCACUGUAGCCAUACGUGUGGCUACAUUAUAGAGGACAUUGUGUCCUUAACCUUUAGCAAAUAAACGAUUGUUCUUGACCUUCAGAAAAUGAACAACUGUCCUUGAACUUAAGAAAUUGGACAAUGGUCCUCGACUUCAGAUAACUAUCUUAAAAGAGAUUUUGACAUUGGGGGAAAAAAAUCUUUUGAUAAGUACAAUUUCGGGAAAGUGUUUGCACAUACGAGAAUUAAAAAAUAUAUAUUUUGAGAAUUUUAAUCUAUUAAAAAAUACUGAAAAAUGGGUUCAGAACAUUAAAAUUAUGAGCUAAUUUGCAUGUGAUGUGCAAGUCCUUGAUAAUUUUACGUUUUUUAAUGAGCAUGUAUGGAGACCAAUCAUGUAAAUGGUAUUUGUUGCCAAGUUUUAAAAAUUAUUUUUAAGAUGAAUGAAUUUUUAAGACAGAUGUGCUUAAACAUGCAUAAGAUAUACCAAAGAUUUUGAAAAUGAAAUAUCAGACAUAUAUGUUAUUGUACAUCAAUCAUCUUUUCAUUAAUUGGAAAAAAAAUUGUAUUAUUUUUUCAUUGAACAUGUUCAUUUAGAUGAAAUGAGUGUUUUCACGAUCCAAGUUUUCUGCACAUCUACGACUUUGAUCUGAAAUCCCUCAUCAAAAGAUGUUGUAUUAUAAUAUUGUAAUUAUUUUUCUUGUGUUAAUUUAUGAACCUAGUGCUACUAUUUCUGUUAGUACUUAAAUAGUUAUGACAAAUUUGAUGUAUGUAUGUAAAUUUCAACCUCUUACUGCUGGACCUGUAUGCAUUCAGAUUGCAGAUCACCCGAUUGAAUCUGCUUAGUAAAGAAGUAAUACAAAUUCCCAUCUCCUGAAAUUAUUCAUAAGAACAAUAUCAGAAUGAGAUUUGAAAAAAACCCAGUUAAAAAUAAUAAUGAUAAAUGUUUUCAAUUUAUAGGAUAACACUGUUAUUGUAGACAUGCAAGACUGAUAUUAAAUUUUUAUUGCAGCGAACAAAAAGGUCAGAAGAAGUAAUUUAAUACAUUCACUCCUAAAGUCACAUUUGAACCUUACCAAUUCAAAGACUGGGCAAGUCCAGUUUAGACGUGUAGGGUAUGUGAUACGAUGUAGGGGGCUUUCAAUGUCGUGUAAUCUUGUGUUUUGGAUACUCGAGAAAAUACUCUGUAGGGACCAGUCUAUUUCUUUACAGGUUUUAAGGUCAAUUUCCUCUAGAGCAAGAAUUUCCAAUAUUAAAAAACAUUUAGUUAUUUAAGUUAUUUAAAAUCCCCCUAUCUGAACAUUUAUUAUUGGUGGGUUUUGUGGGGGAAUUUCCAUACUUUGUACAUAAAAGGCUUGUAAGAUAAACAAGAUCACUAAAAUUAAGUUUAGCUAUAUGCCAAAAAAGAAGCCCAUAGAAUUAUUCAUUAUUAUAUCAAAUUCAGUUUUGUUUGUAAAUGGUAAAACCCCAACCCAACCUGACCCAAAAACAAGAUUGGUCCCUACCAUUGGUUUCUAUAAAAACGAAGCCGGAAUGUCCGUAGGAACAUCUGUCCAGACUAACUAGACUGCUUCGGUAAACAAUUUCAACGGAACCUUUAAAAGUUUCAUAAUUUUUAAAGGUCAUCCAAAAAAUGCUUAUAUAUGAGUUUGUUAUUAUUAUCUUGGUUGUUCAAUUUGGAAAUGCCCCCUGGUGACAGACAAGGGCAGAUUAUCUGGCUACUACGAAGUUAUUUAUUUAUUUCACUGUUCCUUCUCAGUAGUUAAUUAUGUUAAAUGCCGAGACUUGGUUGUGAUUGGGGCAUUGCCCUGUCAAUUGUUGUAAAACCGCGCGGCAUUAUCUAGAAAGUCAACUGCCAUUUUUAACAGUCGAAUCAUUUUGAUUGACCGGUACUUUUAUUCUAUCAGAGCUGUGGGCAUUUUAUUUUAAUACAUCCAACAUAAUUUUUAAACGUGAAAGAUAUUUAAUGUAAAUGAAAUCAGGUUUUUUUCUCAAAUUGUUUUUGUAAUUUAUUUACAGUACUUGUGUAUUUUAUAUUGAUGAGUUCAUCCAACUUUCUAGGAGAAGAUAAAUACAAAUUAAUAAAAAAAAAAGAGACGUAAUAAAAAAAAAGAGACGUUUCUUGCGAGACAGAAAUCAAAAAGUAGUUUUUCUACCACUUCAAAAGUCGAAACAGGGUAAUGUUUUUCUUUCGUUCAGUUUUGAAAAUCAUCAUUGCGACCAGUCAAAUCAAUGAUAGAGAUCUUUGCUCUGCGAGACCAACAGGUCACUACUGAACAUUGUACAUAUUAUAAUUAAUAAUUAUUUUAUUGACAUGUCCAAACAUUGUCAUUUAUUUGUUUUGGUUCAUAUUUCACGGAUUAGUUCAACAUUUCCAUAUGUAAUGAAUAGUUACAUUCAAUAAAAUUUUGUACUAUAACAUAUUUUAUGAAGUA
Molecule: messenger RNA, 5959 nt
Organism: Mizuhopecten yessoensis (Yesso scallop)
Lineage: Eukaryota; Metazoa; Mollusca; Bivalvia; Pectinida; Pectinidae
Product: axin-1-like
Exons: 11
Coding region: 250-3264 (1004 amino acids)
Biological process (GO): negative regulation of canonical Wnt signaling pathway
Source: RefSeq, a predicted model, not a curated record